AUGCUAAAGAUUCUCUAUCUUCUGAGUUUUUCCUUUGCCAAUUCCGAAGUUUGUGAGCUUUUUGAAUGGAUAAAAACCGAGCAGAGAAGCUAUAUUCUGGCAGAGAUUGGGUCGAAGUUGGAGAUUGACUGUACUUCUUCCUGGGGAAAGGGAGAGAUCUUCAAGUCAGGAGUAGAGGAGAAAAUCAACCACGAAGUCCUCCAAAUCGAGAAUCUCGAACUCCAUCAUUUCGGCGAAUAUAUAUGCAGAGCAGAAUGCGGCGGGGUAGUGAAAUGGAAAAGCAUCAAAGUUGAGCGACAAAAGCGAUUCUUCAGAAGGCCCGAUGUGCAAAUUGGCUACAAACUCGUAUCAAAAGAAGGAGAGAACUUUACGAAUACCUUUAUCAAGGAAGACUUGGUUCCUGCCUAUAAUAACGACAAUGGACUCUACUGGACAAAUCAAACCGUUAUUUUAGUCUGUGUUGUUUUCGCCGACCCACUUCCUUACAUCAAUUUCAACGUCUCUUCCAAUGGCAAGCUCAAAACCGGCUCGUUCAUCGCCAAAAAUGUCGUCUACACUUGGAAUCUUUACGAAAAAACUGACAAAAUUUUCUUCAAUUGCUCUGCUUCCAAUGCUUUUGGGAUGACCUUCAAUGGCGGAAUGUUGUACCGAAUUCAAUCGUUUCAGGAGAUUCUUGUUGAGUUCAUUCCUGUUUGGCUCCCUCCAUUGACGCUCUUUGCAUUUGCGUUUUGCUUGUUCUUCGACGGCUGGAGAAGAUACCAAAAUGUUUUCAAAUAUGAGCUCGUCCCGCUCAAACAAGAAAAUUUCCACCUUCGGCGAGUUGGCUACUGGUUUGGUUCCAUCCCUCCUUAUGCCAAGAUUUACAACUCAUCGAGCAUCGAACUGGUUGAAAUCAUAGACGAGGGCUUUUUUGGCUCCGUUUUCUUGGCAAUCUUGGAGAAGAAGAGAAAAUGCGUUGUGAAAAUGUCGAAAGAAGAGGAAGGAAAUUUGUUGGAGGAGAUAAACUUGAUGUGCAGAAUUUCGGACCAUGGGAAUAUCGUUCAGUUGAUUGGUGUUUUUGUAGAUUCGCAGGACAAAAGAAGUAAGGGCCUUCCACUCCCAGUUCUAGAGCACGCGCUUUACGGAAACCUCCGAUGUUUUCUCCGUUUUCAGCGUGGUCUCAUCGACAACACAAAAUCCCAACUUCCGAAGAUCUCCAUCAAACCCCCGUUUCUUCAUCAAAAAGCGCUUGAAAUCGCCCAAGGAAUGGCACAUCUGCAAAAGUUCAAAAUCGUCCACGGCGAUUUGGCCGCUCGAAAUGUCCUCGUUUUCGAAGAUUUGACGGUCAAGAUUUCGGACUUUGGAAUGUCGAAAAAACUCUCGCAGAAUUACUACAGAAAGACUUCGAAGGGCAUGCUUCCUUUCAAAUGGAUGGCUCCGGAAAGUCUCCGCGACGCGAUUUUUACGGAGAAAUCGGACGUCUGGAGCUUUGGAAUUACGAUUUGGGAGAUUUUCACCCUCGGAGAAACUCCUUACGCUGCCUUGACGGCCGAUGAAAUUCUUCCUCACUUGAACUCUGGCUCUCGACUUGAGAUAUUGGAGAAUAUGCCAAGAGAUUUGUUGGAAAGCUGCUGGCAGAAAAAUCUCGUCGAUCGACCAUCUUUUGAAGAAAUUUUGGAUAUUUAUUUGACACAAAUUUGA
This is a messenger RNA of Oikopleura dioica, 1680 nucleotides long. NCBI's taxonomy places the organism in Eukaryota, Metazoa, Chordata, Appendicularia, Copelata, Oikopleuridae. The record is from the annotation of a GenBank genome assembly.